Messenger RNA from Drosophila takahashii, 255 nucleotides. RefSeq lists its product as uncharacterized. NCBI's taxonomy places the organism in Eukaryota, Metazoa, Arthropoda, Insecta, Diptera, Drosophilidae. The record is from RefSeq and is a predicted model, not a curated record.
AUGAAGCUCCAUUUGACAGUACUGGUCGGUAUCCUGGGAUUAACCAUGGUUCAUUGUCAAAUACUCCUUCCGGGGCUUCGAGUUCGGCAGGUUCCCGUGCUUGACAAGGGCCAAAUUCAAGUGGUUCAGUACCUCGACGCGGCCUCCACUGUAACACCUGAGCUGGUAAAGGAUCAAUUCAGUAGACGAUUUACGACGCUUGCCAAACCGUUAAUUAGUGGAGCUGCCCCUCAAACCAGUCUUCCAAACUUGUAA